Messenger RNA from Hippocampus comes (tiger tail seahorse), 3551 nucleotides. RefSeq names its product syntaxin 3b (gene stx3b). The coding region runs from base 390 to 1259 and encodes 289 amino acids. The record is from RefSeq and is a predicted model, not a curated record. The transcript is spliced from 11 exons. Gene Ontology annotation, molecular function: SNARE binding; SNAP receptor activity. NCBI's taxonomy places the organism in Eukaryota, Metazoa, Chordata, Actinopteri, Syngnathiformes, Syngnathidae. Gene Ontology annotation, cellular component: endomembrane system; plasma membrane; postsynapse. Gene Ontology annotation, biological process: vesicle fusion; exocytic insertion of neurotransmitter receptor to postsynaptic membrane; intracellular protein transport.
GCAUGCCCGAAUGUGAAAAGUGCGUUGAGAAUGAUUACCGGCGGAGGCCAGCGGAGAGACAGAUUAUACGACUCCACGCAACUGUUGUUUUAAUCCCCUGAGCGAGGAGAUUUGCACAGGAGAAAACACUGGCUUCGAACCCAGCAGCCAUAUUGUAUGGAAAAACGAAGAGAGGACUCUGGUUUUCAGAAACAUAAAAUUUAAGUCUUUGGUCCAACAACCCUGACAAGACUUUUGACUUUAAAUUCUUCAAGGCCACUGGCGGUGGGUUUCAUGUCGGACAGCUAGCUUCGACAGCUGUCUGAGGAGGAGAGAGACCGAGGCGAGCGUUCUCAAAUUAUUUGAGCCCAAUUAUUUGUGUUCGAGGCGUUUAUUGAACACGCUGAAAUAUGAAGGACCGAUUGGAGCAACUAAGAGCGACAUGUAAUCAGGACGACGAUGAAGUGGAGAUUGCUAUGGACAACGCAGCCUUUAUGGAUGAGUUCUUCUCCCAGAUUGAGGACAUCAGGAACAGCAUCGAUAAAAUUGACGACAAUGUGGCUGAGGUCAAAAAGCUUUUCUCGGUCAUUCUGUCUGCUCCCACGUCAGAUCAAAAAACACAGGAUGACUUGGAAGCAAUCACCAAUGACAUCAAGAAAAUGGCAAACAACGCCAGAAAUAAACUCAAGACCAUCGAGAGGAAUUUGGAGUCAGAAGAACAGGAGAGGGUGUCAGCUGACAUGCGGAUACGUAAAUCACAGCAUGCAGUGUUGUCUAGGAAGUUCGUGGAGGUCAUGACAAAGUAUAAUGAAGCUCAGGUGGAUUUCAGGGAGAGGAGUAAAGGACGUAUUCAGCGACAGCUAGAGAUCACCGGAAAGGCGACAACAGAUGAAGAACUUGAGGAGAUGUUGGAGAGCGGCAAUGCUGCUGUGUUUACUGCAGGGAUUGUGGACUCUGGCAUUUCCAAACAAGCCUUGAGUGAGAUUGAAGCCCGACACAAAGACAUUGUUCGUCUGGAAAGUAGCAUCAAGGAGCUGCACGACAUGUUUGUGGACAUUGCCAUGCUGGUGGAGAACCAGGGUGACAUAGUAGACAACAUAGAGCAGAAUGUUUCCAAGUCAGUGGACCACAUCAUGGUUGCUAAAGAGCAGACCAAAAAGGCUCUAAGGUACCAGACCAAAGCACGCAAGAGAUGGGUGCAAGUAGUGCUGAUUGUUCUGGUCUUGCUGGCCGUGCUAGCUCUCAUAAUCGGGUUGUCAGUGGGCCUGACGCGCAGCUGACGAGAUGUUUGAGUAAGACGAUUGCUAAGGAAGAUGAUCAUUAUCGGUGUCAUCUGUGCAGUGGUCGUUAUCAUCCUCCUCGCCAUCAUCCUCUCACAGACUCUAUAGCAGGACCUUGGUUAUCAUGAUCAUCUUCACUCCAUUCAUCACCCACGUGCAAACCAAAGAACAGACUUUGAUAGCACUGUCGCUUGGGUACUUCUAAUUCAUUAUCUAGUUGAACAUCUGGAGGAAUGACUUGUGACAUAGACUGAUUUAUGAGCUUAAUUCCCUGAAGCUAAAGGCAGUUUGUUCUGCUUCAGAUGAAGAAGCAAGACUCGCGAUGGGCCACAAUGUAGCGCCACUCCAGUGUCUUUUUUUUCCCAUUUUGUCGUGCAAGUGGUGGAAAAUGACUUAAUCCGCAACAGGUUAAGGACCUGACUGUCUGCUCGAAGCACAUCACCUCCCUCCUUAUUUUUACUAUUUGCCUUCUAUGAGCCGUUGACACAUUUCACAAUGAACUGGGAAUUGCAAGGUUCUUGGGAGUUUUGUCACAUUCACGUUGUUGGGUUUUCUUUGUCGCCAACCUCGAGCCUUAAAUAUGCCUGUUUAGCUGAAAAGUGCACAUGUGAAGUCCUUGCUCUUCAUUGCAAGUGUAUGAGCAAACAAGCAUGCCAUAAUAAAAAAGAUUUUUAAUGAAAGAUUUUAAUGCCAAGGGCUAAAAAGCCCUCAGGUAGUACCACGAGUAACAAUGAUACCCAAAAUGUUUGUGAAUUUUUUUUUUACUCAUUGAUGGAUGUGUCUUGCUAAUAAAGUUGCACCAACACAAUAGACAUCAUUCAAAACUAGCCUGGCUGGUGGCUUUUUCCCCCCACCCAACAGUGCUGUUUUAUUCAAAUGAGUUCAUGAAUUCACGCAAAUAAAAUACCAUAUCAAAUAUUCCUACCAUCAAAGUGUUUAUUUUCUGAGAAAUGAUUUGUUCCUCCCAUACAUAAUGUUGUGAAAGUAAUGUGAGGCAACACACUUGAAAUAAAUAAUUCUCAUAUUGUUUUGUUUUGUUUUUUUGCGGAGGGCAGCAAAAAUAAUCAAAUGAAUUCUGAUGGUUUAUAUUUCCGAGUCUCACAGUUGGGUUUCUCUGCAUUGAGCCUGCUCAGUGACUGCAAUCAAUGAGUAGAACAAUUGCAGUGUGUUCAAGAGGCACUCCAUUCAAAGAUGGACAUGUUUCAAUGUAGACUUCAUGUGUUAAAAAAAAAAAAAAAGGCAAAACGGCGGGAAACAAGCGGACAAAAUUAUUUGAUUGUACUGUUUUAUGUUGACAAGUCAAUUAUUUAAAUGCAAAUGAAAGACAUUUUCUGUGAAUGGCUGGCUGAGUCGCAUUCCCUUGUAAUCUGAUGCCAUCUGGUUCAUUUGUUGAUAAAUAUCAAGCACCUUUCAAAAGUGAUAGAAAUGUCCACAAAGAGAUAAAUUCUUUUUUACCUUCUUCUGAUAAUCCAGUACUCUUUUACACACACACACACACACACACACACACACACACACACACACACACACACACACACACACACACACACACACUUUCCCUUGGUUUUCCUUAUCCCCAGUGACUGUGCCCCCAUGCAUUUGGAGUUCAAAAUGCUGGAAUAAUUAUUUUACGUCCCGUGUCUACAGAAAAAAAUGAUGAUAACUCUGUGCUGCGCCAUCAUUGGAAUCGUGGUGUUCUCCUAUCUCUACAGCUUCUUCUCAUAAAAGGUACCAUUCAUCAAAACAUGAAAUGAUUAAAGAAAAAGAAAGUCAAGUCUAAAUAUACAAUGUUUUUGUCUUGUGCUUGCUUCAAAGAGGAUAUCACGAAGUAAAACAAACGUCUCUUUACCCUGAUUGUGUUGAGUGAAUGUAAUUGAUGUGUCCCUGUUUGCUUCUGUACUUCCCCCUUGACAUUCUUUGAUUCUAACCGUUUUAUUGCCACAAGAAUCGUGUUUUUGGCACGCUGCACCACACCACCCCCUGGUGGUAAUGUAAAAAGGGUUCGAUGGUAUGAAAUAUUUUCCAAGCGUUGUAAAACUGUUGAGGGAGAUUAAGAUAUCCUCUGUAGGAUUUAAAAUGGAGAUUACACGUGUUCAAAUGACUACUCGGGUAGGAGUAUUAUUUUAAGACUUGAUGUCACGAUCGUCAUGAUGUGCGUGUGAUUGUGUUGUGCGUGGCGUGCUCUCACAAUGCGCGUCAUUGUUUUUUUCGCCUCGAAUUGUCUCUCAGUCCCUGGCAGCCUGUCAACCCAGAAAAGCGUGUUAUGCAAUAAACGAUGGCUGUACGUUGUAA